Brassica napus (rape) is the source of this 1466-nucleotide messenger RNA. Its product is annotated as cathepsin B-like protease 2. Gene Ontology annotation, biological process: regulation of catalytic activity. The transcript is spliced from 11 exons. Lineage: Eukaryota; Viridiplantae; Streptophyta; Magnoliopsida; Brassicales; Brassicaceae. Bases 230 to 1309 code for a protein of 359 amino acids. Gene Ontology annotation, molecular function: cysteine-type endopeptidase activity. The record is from RefSeq and is a predicted model, not a curated record. Gene Ontology annotation, cellular component: lysosome.
AAGAAAAUGGUUGGUGGAAUAAACUGAACGGCCAAGAUCUCUCUCUUCCUUGGAAUAAAAUAAAUUAAAUGAUGUGUCAUUUUCAAGCCCCUUCUCUUCUUCUUUUUUUUUUAUUUUAGAAAAGAGAUCAUCAUCAUCUUUGAAUUGAAUACCUUUUAUUCAAAAAAAGUCUCUGGGCAAAUCAUUGCAACUGAAUUAGCAGAGGAGGAGGGGAGGGGAAGGGAGAUUCAUGGCUGAACAUCAUCAUCGCAUCAGAGUCUACUUAGCCUCUGCUAUCUUACUUUUAGCGGUUAUUAAUACGGGAAUUGCAGCAGAGAAUCUUUCCCAGCAGAAGCUAACUUCACGAAUUCUUCAGAAUGAGAUUGUGAAAGAAGUCAAUGAGAAUCCAAACGCUGGAUGGAUAGCUGCUUUCAAUGAUCGCUUUGCUAACUCCACCGUUGCAGAGUUUAAGCGCCUCCUCGGUGUUAAACCAACACCUAAGAACGAAUUCUUAGGCGUACCUGUUGUAAGCCAUGACAUUGACAUCUCUCUCAAGCUUCCUAAAGAAUUUGACGCUAGAACUGCUUGGUCUCAGUGCUCCAGUAUUGGAAGGAUCCUAGAUCAGGGUCACUGCGGUUCUUGCUGGGCAUUUGGGGCGGUAGAGUCACUGUCUGACAGGUUCUGCAUCAAAUAUAACAUGAAUAUAUCUUUAUCAGUCAAUGAUCUCUUAGCAUGUUGUGGAUUCCUUUGCGGUCAAGGCUGUAAUGGUGGCUACCCUAUUUCCGCGUGGCGAUACUUUAAGCACCACGGUGUAGUCACCGAAGAGUGUGAUCCAUACUUUGACAAUACUGGAUGCUCACACCCGGGAUGUGAACCCGCUUACCCUACACCAAAAUGUGUGAGGAAAUGUGUUAGUGGAAACCAGCUUUGGCGUGAAUCAAAACACUAUGGUGUUAGCGCCUACAAAGUCAGACAUGGCCCUCAAGACAUUAUGGCUGAAGUUUACAAAAACGGACCUGUUGAGGUUGCCUUUACCGUUUAUGAGGACUUUGCGCAUUACAAAUCUGGAGUGUACAAGCACAUAACAGGUGCAAACAUUGGAGGUCAUGCUGUCAAGCUUAUUGGCUGGGGAACUUCUGAUGAUGGCGAAGAUUAUUGGUUGCUUGCAAAUCAAUGGAACCGAAGCUGGGGUGAUGAUGGUUACUUCAAGAUCAAGAGAGGAACGAACGAAUGUGGAAUCGAACACGGUGUUGUCGCCGGUUUGCCUUCAGACAGGAACGUCUUUAAUGGUAUUAAUACAUCAGAUGAUGUUCUAGUUUCCUCAUUUUAAAACUAAAAAUCAGAAAACAAAAGACGUGUUUCUGUCUCGACACUCUCUGUAAUAUAUGUAAUUUGCUUCCUGUUUCCAAUGAAAAGAAUCAAACGACUUCAAUAAACCCAAACAAAAGUAUAUUAACUACAAAAUAUACCCUUUUAGCUUUUGUUCA